Molecule: messenger RNA, 2075 nt
Organism: Gracilinanus agilis (Agile Gracile Mouse Opossum)
Lineage: Eukaryota; Metazoa; Chordata; Mammalia; Didelphimorphia; Didelphidae
Gene: SOCS2
Product: suppressor of cytokine signaling 2
Exons: 3
Coding region: 320-916 (198 amino acids)
Biological process (GO): intracellular signal transduction; phosphatidylinositol phosphate biosynthetic process
Cellular component (GO): phosphatidylinositol 3-kinase complex
Molecular function (GO): 1-phosphatidylinositol-3-kinase regulator activity
Source: RefSeq, a predicted model, not a curated record
CCCUGGGGAAAAUCGGCGCCUUAGUGUGAGAAAGGAGACACACUCCAGCAGACCGAAGAGGGCUCCCGGGCUGGGGACCAGGCGAAUAGAGAGUGACGGUGUCCGUGGAGGACUUCUCCACCAUCCUGCCCCUCACCGGGAAGGAAGAACUUCCAGGGCUCCCUCCUCUUCCUCACCGGCUUGGCUGUCUCCACGGGAGGUGUUCUGAGGAUCCCUUAGACUUCAAUGAAAGACUGACAGCGCACUUAGACGCCCCACAUCGUCUUCCUCCGAGCCCCAGUUUGGGCCCCAGCCUCUUCAUAGUGGUGACCCCUUCCCCAUGACCCUAAGGUCCCACGAGUCCACCGUGGAUGGCGCGGAAGGGACUCGGAGCCAGUGGGGGGCGACAGGUACAGCAGAAGAACAGCCCUCGGAGGUGGCACGUUUGGCUACAGCCAUGCGGGAACUGAGCCAGGCAGGCUGGUACUGGGGAAGCAUGACUGUUAAUGAAGCCAAAGAAAAAUUAAAAGACGCCCCGGAAGGAACUUUCCUGAUCAGAGACAGCUCCCACUCGGACUACUUGCUCACUAUAUCUGUCAAAACCUCAGCGGGACCAACCAAUCUGCGAAUAGAAUACCAGGAUGGGAAAUUUAGAUUGGACUCCAUCAUCUGCGUCAAAUCGAGGCUGAAACAAUUUGACAGCGUGGUCCACCUAAUCGAGUACUAUGUGCGAACAUGUAAGGACAAGAGGCCUGGGGCCGAAACCCCCCGGAAUGGAACUGUCCAUCUCUAUUUGACCAAACCCCUCUAUACUUCGACUCCGACCCUGCAGCAUCUCUGUAGACUCUCUAUAAACAAAUGUACAGCUAAGAUCUGGGAAUUGCCUUUACCAACAAGACUAAAAGAUUACUUGAAAGAAUAUCAAUACCAGGUAUAAGUUUCUCUCUUUUUUCUAAACACACCUCAUUGUAGAACCUCUCUGAAUGCAGCUAAGUAAAGAGAGCCAAAUCAUUCUAGCCCUGGCUAGCCACUGAGUGUCCAACUCAGAAAGGGGAUUCCCUCUGAGAACAACUGCAGUCAAACUCAUGGAAGUGUCCAAGGAAGGGUGAGGGGUGGGAACAAGCCCCCCAGAUUACAAUCCCUGCCCGGAGUCUCCUUUGAGGGACUCUACCCCAAGCCCAAGAGCGGUCUCUCUCCCUCUUUUUUAAGACUGAGUGUUUGACGGCACACUUGCUAAUCUGAGGGUCUGGGAAACCUCUUUUCUUUUCUUUUUUUUUUUUUUAAACUGGUUAUUUUUCGGUGUGAGUUGUUAGCCGUGAGGAGGGCAAGGGCACUCCCUGCCAGGUGUCCAGCCGACGUUAAAGGCCAGAGCUGGCACCGAGAGAACUGGAAAGGGAGAAGCCGAGACGGGGCUCCUCGCCAUUGACUUGUCUGAUGAUCCAGUGGUGUCUUAGAAUGGCUUUAUUUUACAUUCUGGUGUGUACUUGUUUCGAGUUUUUGUCGUUCUUGCUAAACAGAACAUGCCUGUCAGUAUUUAGCUCUCGUUUUCUACCAGUCGCCAAACCCCAAAGAGUGACCGUGACAUCUUGUAUUUGUCUUUUGACUCCAAAUAGCUGAUGAUCUUGUGUGAGGAGGAGAGUACUGUAGCCCUUUCAUUGAAAAAGGAGCCUUACUUCAGAAACAUUUCAAACUGGUGCAAAUGGACCUUGAUUUUCCUUGUUUUUGGUUUUUUGUUGGUUUUUUUUUAAAAGGCUCAAAACAAGAAUGUCAUGUUCCACAGGUGCAACUUGGACCAUGGUGAUUAAAACAAUCUGCUUUAUCCUUGCUGAAGCAGCCAGGUCUGACCUGUUGCCAUUUAUCUUUUUGGAAAUGGCUAUAAAAAUAAAUGUCCAUGUCGUCCUUGACUUGCCUGACCACAGAGAAUCGGCAGUUGCCUCCCUUUUCCCGUGCAGAGUACUUUGGACUUAAUUUGCUUCCAGAUGCAGGGGGGAAACUUGCCUGUUUUCUUUUUCCCAAAGUGUUUAUUCACUGCUGUUACUAGUAUCCAACUUUGAUUAGAAUGUACUAAAUAAAACAAACGCCUUUUACAAGCUGCA